This is a messenger RNA of Ixodes scapularis (black-legged tick), 1278 nucleotides long. RefSeq names its product calcium-activated chloride channel regulator family member 3. Lineage: Eukaryota; Metazoa; Arthropoda; Arachnida; Ixodida; Ixodidae. The record is from RefSeq and is a predicted model, not a curated record. The coding region runs from base 70 to 1278 and encodes 402 amino acids. The transcript has 9 exons.
AUCGAACAUUUCGGCGCUGUCGCUGGGCGGCGCCAUGUUGCCGUGGAUACCGCUUACCAUUGGUCCGAGAUGAAGGCAGCUACCUUAUCGUUGCCCUUGGUGGCGGCUCUGUGUUUCCCGCUUAUCGGCGGCGUGCGUAUUGACACGACGGACGGAGGAUACCGCGACGUUGUCGUAGCCAUACACCCAUCCGUGACACCGGACGAGAACAUCAUCGUCAACAUCAAGGCGCUGUUCCGGGAAGCGUCCUUGUUCCUACACCGAGCGACGCGGGGUCGGGUCUUCUUCAAGGACGUCACCAUCGCCGUGCCGUCCACCUGGCCCCGGAGAGAGGAAGCAGAGGCCACGGCCAGCAAUCUGUUCGACGGUGCCGACCUACGCGUGGCCGAGCCGAACCCGGAGUACGGAGACACGCCGUACACGCUCCAGCCAAGAGGAUGCGGGGAAGUCGGAGAAUACAUCCACAUCACGCCGGCUUUUCUCAGCGGCUUGAACGGGACCACUUCGAAGACAUACGGCAGCCCGGCCUUCCAGCUGGUCCACGAAUGGGCUCACUACAGGUACGGUGUCUUCGACGAAUACGGCGCGGCUGGGGACUACCGGUACCCGAGCCUCUACUGCGAGUUUGGAAUGGUUCGGGCCAACGCCUGCUCGGUCCGCAUGCGGUUCACGGCUUCCACUGAGAACGGCGAGCCUUGCCGCGUGUACCGGGGCUGCCAAGUGUCGACCAAGUGCAACGCUAAGUUCUACCAGAACACCAGGGACCCAGUGGAAUCUUCCAUCAUGUUCAUGCCCUACAUUCCUGGUGUGUCCCAAUUUUGCGACGACUCUAAACGGAAACACAAUAUCUUUGCCCCAAGCAAACAAAACCACAUCUGCCAACGGAGGUCAACUUGGGAUGUCAUCAGUAACAACCCGGACUUUCAGAACCUAGGUGACCCGGUAGCCGAAACUCAGGUCCAGGUGAAGUUUCAAGAGGUGCAGCAAAGAAACGACAGCCUGGGCAAAGUGGUCAUGGCUCUGGAUAUUUCGUGGAGCAUGAAUGAUUACAAUCGACUGGUUCGUCUCAAGAGUGCGGCAACACACUUCGUCCGGGACGUCCUUCCGAACGACUUCCUACUCGGCAUCGUGGUUUUCAGCUCUACGGCAACGGUGACUCAGAGACUGACAGCCGUGAAUGACACCAGCCGUACUGACAUGGCCAAAGCCAUCGAUGGUUUGGCUGCUGAUAGAGCCACUUGCAUCGGCUGCGCCCUGAAGCAAAGCGUCCAGGUGUAA